AUGGUUCGGUCUUAUGACGACAAAGCUGACGGUGAUCAUGAUUGCCAGUACGACGGUAACAUGAUGACAAUAAUGAUGGUCUCGCUGCAACAUGCUCAUCAUCAUGAUGCUGGCAGCGGCGGCGACUCAGAAUUCUUAAGGGCCAUUGUAGGCUCGAGGAAAGCACCAUUGGAGAAUGUCGACUGGGAUGUUCUCGGGAAUGGCUCAAACAUGUCCCCGCUCGAUGACGGGCACCCCCUCCGGCGCUGGUGCCGAGCCGUGAACUUGAUUGGGCUGGAGGGCCAAAUGCACACAUGCAGAAAUUGGAUGCGUGUGGCCACGCGGCAAUGCCAGAACAUGGAGUGGGAUGAUCCGUUUGCCGACCGUGAGGAGCUGGAGUGGCUUGGCCCAACGAGACACAGGCAGGUGAUGAUCGGGCCGUCGCCGUGCAGAUUCUGCAAGGUGUCCAGGGAUAGCUACGCUCGACUUGAUCGUGACCCGACGAUGACUUGGUGCAUGCACGAGUCUGACAACCACGGUGAUGGUGGAAGCUUGCAUGUAGAAUGUAGAAACUCCGACGACUUCAGUCUCAUGCCUUAA
Symbiodinium sp. CCMP2592 is the source of this 579-nucleotide messenger RNA. The record is from the annotation of a GenBank genome assembly. NCBI's taxonomy places the organism in Eukaryota, Dinophyceae, Suessiales, Symbiodiniaceae.